AAAAAACUCUACCAUCUCUCUCUCAAAUUUUCUUUUCUCCAACUGAUUGAACUGAUUCCUUUGCCACACUGCGUUAUGUUCUUCUAUUAUCCAUCGAAGGAAGAAUUUGUUUGUGACUGCAUUGGCCUUUGGAUGAAAAUCAUGGCAUAAUAUUCUACCCCUGGAAGCUAAUUUUUUUCAACUUCUAUGCCUUCUUGUAUGGCUGAUUGACAUCUUUCUUCUACAUUUGGGCUUCUUAGAGUACAAUUAGGAAGCUACUUAUGUUAAAAGGGGAGUGUAACUCUAUAAUCUUCUGAAAUGUUUCGGGUAUCUGUGGAUUUCUAUAUUAAUCUAGCCAUGUCCAAAAUAAAUUCCUAAGUGUUCAACUAAUAUCUAGAAAUUAGAAGUAAUGCUGAUUGCUGUUUGAUGAAACAUAUGUAUGUUAGAUUGGUCACUUUUUUUUUACUAAUGUUGGGGUAUUCAACUGUAAAAGCAACAUUGUGCCCUUAGUUCCUAUUAUUGUAGGAUCCCAUUAUUUCAAAUUUAAUGUUUUCCUUUUUUUACCUUUUUGAUGGAUAUUUCUCUUUUGCGUCAUAGUUGUCAAAUUUGUUAAAUGACAUAAAUCUUACAUAUGAACUUGAAUUUAAAUGAAUUAGGAGGAUUCUGUUUAAUUCAAUAGGAUUCAAUAUGGUUCUUUUAUAUGAGGUACCCCAUAUGGAUUAAGAAGAACAAGUCUUGUCACAUCAAUCACAUCAAUAUGCUAGAUGACAAUGAGGGUGGAAGAUAGAAGUUAUAUCAUGUCAAAGUUCUCUUCGUUCUUGGUGGCAAAAAGUCACAUGCCGGCCCCACGACCAUUUAUAGAGAGGAAUUGAUCUCCAGACCUUUUGAUGGCAACACCCCAUGCAAUUAGGGAUGUAAAUGAGCGGAGCCGAGCUUUGGGGAGUUCAAGCUUUUUUAAAGGGCACGGAGAAGAAAAAGAUAAAAGGGAAGAAGAAAAGAACGCAAAGAAGAAGAAAUCUGAACCUAAGCGCUCCUGGAGCUUUCCGUCCUCCGCUGUCGUUGCUUGAGUCACGCCGUCGUACCCAGGCUUAUGACCAACAUUUAAACAUGAUUCUUGGUGACGUUGAAGAGAUACUAACUACGGUGGAAAUUGAUGAUGAGACCUAUGAAGAAAUUGUUCGGACAACCAGGCGAACAGUGCCAUUUCUCUUUGUUCGAGGUGAUGGAGUUAUUUUAGUUUCUCCACCUCUGCGGACGGCCUGACAACUUAAGAGAGAUGUUUUUAGUGAUGCACCAAGUUGUGGUCUGUGACUGCAUUAACUAAAUUAUUUUCAAUAGUUGUAUUGGCCACGAGAUCUAAUAUAUCUGGAUGGUUAAGGUUGUGAUUUUUCUUUGAAUACCUCCAGUUUAUUUGAAACAACGGGAUUUGCUUUGUGUAUGGAUAUUAAUGAGCGAUGAGAGCCUUUGAUGCCAGAGUUUCA
Molecule: messenger RNA, 1460 nt
Organism: Zingiber officinale
Lineage: Eukaryota; Viridiplantae; Streptophyta; Magnoliopsida; Zingiberales; Zingiberaceae
Product: sm-like protein LSM3A
Exons: 5
Coding region: 898-1242 (114 amino acids)
Biological process (GO): P-body assembly; mRNA splicing, via spliceosome
Cellular component (GO): Lsm1-7-Pat1 complex; P-body; precatalytic spliceosome
Molecular function (GO): RNA binding
Source: RefSeq, a predicted model, not a curated record